UAUACAUAGGUACGCAAUAUUUAUUUUGAAAAUUAUUUACUAAAAAAUAAUAUGUUUCAAGAUCUCUAAGACCAAUAAAUGAGAACAUAACAAACACAAGUUAUUACUUAUUGUUAAACAAUCUGAAAUAUGGCAGAGUGUAGUUCGAAAAACGACGUAAAAAACCCGGAGGCGGCAAAUGUUUCUGGAAUUACAACUAUAGAAGAUCGCCCAAUAAUGCAACUAUUCAAACGGUUAAUAAACUACACAAGUAUGAACUUAACGCUGACAAACAAACAAAUAAUUCAGAUAUUACAUAAAGAUUUUGAUAUUCACACUGGGACUCUUCAUAGCAUAACAGUGGACGUGUACGUGAAUAUAAUUAAAAAAUAUCUAAGAGAAUGGCCUGAAUGGGACGAGUUUGAUCAAAUAACUAAUUUACAAGCGGAAAAAUCACCUGAGUACGUUAAGAAGAUUUUGGAACGUAAGUAUGAGAAUAUAAAGUUGUAUUUGGGUGAGAUGUUGGAGAUUGCGAAGCCUCUUGCGAACGAAGCAGUGAAGGAAGUUCAAAAAGUUACCAAAGACAGCAACAAAAUGAAUGAAGUUAUGAUGGAAGUGUCCUGCUCGAGAGAUCAGCUGAACCAGUUAAUUCACAGGAACCCCCAAGCAGAGAACUCCACUGAUAUAUUCAACUUAACUGAAAAUAUACACAACCGUAUCAUACUACACAUGUGGGAUUUAGAAUCAAUAUUAAAAUUACAAGUUCAGAUAAAUAUAAAUUUACCGUGUAUAUCCUUUGUACGUGAAAUGAAACACGUACUCAAACAUGUUCUAGUCAACAAGAUGCACACUAAGCAUGUCUAUAAUAAAGAGGCUUUAAAUACUUCUCUGAUGGUCAGAAGUAACUCGGCCAAAAGAAAUUUAAAUAAAGCCUUCAUUAAUCGAUUGUUAACAGAUUUAAUGAUGUUUUAUAAGGACCACCCCGGUUAUUCCCUUUACAAAACCAUAUUUGAAUUAAUGCGGAAUGAGUUAGAUAUGAUACCGCUCCCAAUAGUUAACUCUUGUUCGUUCAGCAAGAUCUUAAAUCAAUAUGCGUAUGUCAGGUAUCUUUACACAGACGAGUGGGUCAGUGAUGAUAACAAAUAUGAUUUGCAAAUAGAGGAAACCCUUGUACCGAGGAUACAAAUAUCAUACAACAAGUACGGUUUCUUUGAACAUAAGAAUAUGCCCACAAAAGACUGGUUGAAGCUGAGGUGUGGUUAUUGUGAAGUAUUGUUCACUGGUCAAUCAAUUGAAGACACAAUCGUGGAGCACUAUAACAUAUACCACCAGAACGAGCCCGAUUGGUUUUGUACGAAUUGCAAACAACGGUUUAACGUGAAACAAUUGGCCGAGAACAUGUGGUACCAUGAUUGCUGAAUGGAGAAGCAAUUUCUGACCUUUUAAUUCUUGAAUAAAUUAAACUGACAUUUGGAA
Bombyx mandarina (wild silkworm) is the source of this 1455-nucleotide messenger RNA. RefSeq lists its product as uncharacterized. Lineage: Eukaryota; Metazoa; Arthropoda; Insecta; Lepidoptera; Bombycidae. The record is from RefSeq and is a predicted model, not a curated record.